Molecule: messenger RNA, 7230 nt
Organism: Oryza sativa Japonica Group (Japanese rice)
Lineage: Eukaryota; Viridiplantae; Streptophyta; Magnoliopsida; Poales; Poaceae
Biological process (GO): cell morphogenesis
Cellular component (GO): cell cortex; site of polarized growth
Source: RefSeq, a predicted model, not a curated record
CUGGUAAAGAGGAGGAAGAAGAAGAAGAAAGAAGAGGAAGGGGACACCACACCACAGGUAGCACUCGAGGAGAGGAGAGGAGAGGCGAGGCAGAAGGAGGCAGAAGGAGGAAGAGGCGGCAGCAGCAUCGGCGGGAGGCUGGCUCCGGCGCGAGCACAAGCUGGCUACCCCACGCUCCUCCCACCACCUCAGCACCUCCGCGGCGCUUGCAGCCGCGGGGGUCUCCGUCUCCUACCCACCGCCCCUGCCCCCCACUCCGCCCAGUGCGGCGCCCACGGCGCCCGACAUGGGCGCCGGCGGCGCCGCCAAGCAGAUCGUCGACUCGCUCCUCGCCCGCUUCCUCCCGCUCGCCCGCCGCCGCAUCGAGACCGCGCAGGCACAGGAUGGGCAAUACCUCCGUCCAUCUGAUCCAAGCUAUGAGCAAGUAUUGGAUUCACUUGCCAUGGUUGCUAGGCACACACCUUUGCCUCUUUUGGAAGCUCUUCUUCGGUGGAGGGAAAGUGAAUCACCAAAAGGCGCACAUGACGCAUCAACGUUCCAAAAGAAGCUUGCUGUCGAGUGCAUAUUCUGUUCAGCCUGCAUUCGUUUUGCUGAGUAUUGCCCACAAGAGGGAAUAACAGAGAAACUUUGGAUUGGCCUGGAAAAUUUUGUAUUUGAUUGGCUAAUUAAUGCAGACAGGGUUGUUAGCCAAGUAGAGUAUCCCUCGUUGGUUGAUUUGCGAGGUCUCCUCUUAGAUCUUGUUGCCCAACUUUUGGGAGCUUUAUCUCGUAUCAGGUUUAGUUCUGUGACGGAAAGGUUUUUCAUGGAGCUUAAUAGUCGGCGUAAUGAUGCGCCUCUUUCUAGAAGUGAUUCACUCAGCAUUAUUAAUGGGAUGCGCUACCUUAAAUUGGGGGUGAAGACAGAGGGUGGACUGAAUGCCUCGGUUUCUUUCAUUGCAAAAGCAAAUCCUCUAAAUCGUCCUCCCAACAAAAGAAAGAGUGAACUGCAACAUGCUUUGUGCAACAUGCUCUCAAGUAUACUGGCCCCGCUUGCUGAGGGAGGCAAACAUCAUUGGCCUCCUCUGGGUGUAGAACCUGCAUUGUCACUUUGGUAUGAUGCUGUUGCUCGAAUAAGAGGCGCGCUCAUGUAUUGGAUGGAUAAGCAGAGCAAACAUAUUGCAGUUGGAUUUCCACUUGUAACUCUUCUACUUUGCCUUGGUGAUUCCCAUACGUUCAACACUCACUUUUCUCAACAUAUGGAGAUCUUGUAUAAGUAUCUCAAGGACAAGAAUCACCGAUCAAUGGCAUUAGAUUGUCUUCACAGGCUAGUGAAAUUUUACUUAAAUGUUUAUGCAGAUUACCAGCCUAGAAAUCACGUGUGGGACUGUUUAGAUAGUGUGACCUCUCAAUUGCUGACCGUUUUGAAGAAGGGCUUGCUGACACAAGAUGUCCAGCAUGAUAAACUUGUUGAGUUUUGUGUGACCUUAGCUGAGAGCAACUUGGAUUUUGCAAUGAAUCAUAUGAUCCUCGAGUUGUUAAAACCAGAUAGUUUAAGUGAAGCAAAGGUUGUUGGUCUUAGGGCUUUGCUUGAGAUAGUUGUGUCUCCAUCUAACAAACAAAUUGGAUUGGAUGUCUUCCAAGAAUAUGGUAUUGGGCAUUAUAUUCCAAAAGUAAAGUCGGCGAUUGAGUCGAUUUUACGAUCUUGUAACAAGGCAUAUAGCUUAGCCCUUCUUACAUCAUCGAAAGCUACUAUAGAUAAUGUAACAAAGGAUAAAUCUCAGGGAUCACUCUUCAGAUCUGUGCUGAAAUGUAUACCAUACUUAAUAGAAGAGGUGGGACGUAAUGAUAAAAUGACCGAGAUUAUACCUCAGCAUGGUAUAAGUAUUGACCCUGGUGUUCGUGAAGAAGCAGUGCAAGUGUUGAACAGGAUUGUACGAUGCUUGCCGAAUCGUCGCUUUGCUGUAUUGAAAGGAAUGGCCAACUUUAUCCUAAAACUUCCUGAUGAGUUCCCUCUUUUGAUUCAAACAUCACUGGGACGAUUAGUAGAGCUCAUGCGCUUGUGGAGAGUAUGCCUAUCUGAGGAACUUUUGGCAAAAGACAUGCAAAAUGUUAAGCGUUCUAGUCUAGGAGGCGAUGCACUACAGAGGUCUCCUUUUCAUAGAUCCAGGGAUGUAUCUGAAUUCCGUGCCUCGGAAAUGGAUGCAGUUGGUCUUGUCUUUCUCAGCUCUGCUGAUGUUCAAAUAAGGCUUACUGCUUUGGAGUUAUUGCGAUGUGUUCGAGCGCUAAAAAAUGAACUCAGGGAUUACUCGGCAAAUGAAUGGGGUGACAGCAAACUGAAGCUUGAACCAGAACCUAUAUUUAUUAUUGACAUCAUAGAGGAAAAUGGGGAAGACAUAGUUCAAAGCUGUUACUGGGAUCCUGGGCGACCUUAUGAUCUGAGGCGCGAGAUGGAUCCUGUUCCCUUGGAUGUGACUCUUCAAUCCAUUUUAGAGAGCGCAGAUAAAAGCAGAUGGGCCCGUUACCUCAGCGAGAUUGUCAAAUAUGCAGCUGAACUUUGCCCAAGCUCUGUGCAGGAUGCAAGAUUAGAGGUUGUUAGGAGAUUAGAACAGAUCACUCCGGUCGAACUAGGUGGAAAGGCACAACAAUCACAGGAUACUGAAACUAAGCUCGAUCAAUGGCUGAUAUAUGCAAUGUUUGCAUGUUCUUGCCCACCUGAUAGCAGAGAAGAAUUUGCCCUCAGAGCAGCCAGAGAGAUCUUCCAUAUAGUUUUCCCAUCACUGCGCCAUGGUUCCGAAUCAUAUGCUCUUGCUGCUACAGCUGCCCUUGGGCACUCACAUCUGGAAGUAUGUGAAAUCAUGUUUGGUGAACUUACAUCUUUCCUUGAGGAUGUAUCAUCAGAAACAGAAGCAAAACCAAAAUGGAAGAAUCCUAGGUCCCGCCGUGAGGAUCUGCGUACGCAUGUCGCAAACAUACAUAGAAUGAUAGCUGAGAAGAUUUGGCCUGGAAUGCUUAGUCGAAAACCUGUUCUCCGUUUACAUUUUCUAAAGUUCAUUGAUGAAACAUGCCGCCAGAUCCUGCCACCAUCUGAUAACUUUCAAGAUUUGCAGCCUCUCCGAUAUGCACUAGCAUCUGUUCUGAGAUAUCUAGCUCCAGAAUUUAUUGAUGCAAAGUCUGAGAGGUUCGACAGCAGAUUGCGUAAGAGGCUUUUUGACCUCCUCCUUAGCUGGAGUGAUGAUUCUGGCAGCACUUGGGGACAGGAAGGCAACAGUGACUAUCGCCGUGAAAUUGAGCGAUAUAAAGCUAGCCAGCAUAAUAGGUCAAGGGAAUCACUUGACAAACUUGCAUUUGACAGGGAAAUGGCUGAGCAGUUGGAAGCUAUCAAUUGGGCUUCAAUGAAUGCCAUUGCUUCUUUACUAUAUGGUCCAUGCUUUGAUGAUAAUGCAAGGAAACUGAGUGGUCGGGUAAUAUCGUGGAUCAAUAGUUUGUUCAUGGAACUAGCUCCAAGAGCACCUUUUGGGCAUUCACCAGUUGAUCCCCGAACGCCAUCAUAUUCAAAGCACACUGAUGGGGGACGUUUUGGAGGAAGGGACAAACAGAAAACUAGUCACUUGCGAGUUCUGUUAGCAAAAACUGCAUUGAAGAAUAUUUUACAGACAAAUUUGGAUCUGUUUCCUGCUUGCAUAGAUCAGUGUUACUCUCCAGAUUCUCCAAUAUCAGAUGGGUAUUUCAGUGUCCUUGCUGAAGUAUACAUGCGUCAGGAAAUUCCAAAGUGUGAGAUCCAGAGAAUUUUGAGCUUGAUCCUCUACAAGGUGGUUGAUCAAACAAAACUGAUCCGUGAUAGUGCCCUUCAAAUGUUGGAGACACUCUCUCUCCGUGAAUGGGCGGAAGAUGAUGCUGAUGGUGUUGGGCAUUACCGGGCUUCUGUUGUUGGCAACCUGCCAGAUUCCUACCAGCAAUUCCAGUACAAGUUGUCCUCAAAGCUUGCCAAGGACCAUCCUGAGCUCAGUGAGCAUCUAUGCGAGGAAAUCAUGCAGCGCCAGCUUGAUGCAGUGGAUAUUAUUGCUCAACAUCAGGUCCUCACAUGCAUGGCUCCUUGGAUAGAGAAUCUCAACUUUGUUAGACUAAAAGAAUCUGGUUGGAGUGAGAGAUUGCUGAAAAGUCUUUAUUAUGUGACGUGGAAGCAUGGUGAUCAGUUCCCUGAUGAGAUUGAGAAAUUGUGGAGCACCGUUGCAAGCAAUACUCGUAAUAUCAUUCCUGUUCUCAACUUCUUGAUCACCAGAGGGAUUGAGGAUUGUGAUGCCAAUCCAUCAGCAGAGAUUACUGGUGCAUUUGCUACCUACUUUUCAGUUGCCAAGCGUGUUAGUCUGUAUCUUGCUCGGAUUUGCCCACAACAGACCAUCGAUCACUUGGUCUGUGAGUUAUCUCAGAGAAUGCUUGAGGAUGAUGAGGAACCAGUCAGGCCUGGAAAGGUUGAUACUUCUGCAAAUGUCGUGUUAGAGUUUUCUCAAGGACCUAGUACCUCCCAGGUGGCAACAAUAGUUGAUAGCCAGCCUCACAUGUCCCCCCUGCUUGUCCGUGGUUCCCUCGAUGGUGCAAUCAGGAAUGUUAGCGGAAACCUAAGCUGGCGGACAUCAGCAGUUACUGGUCGAAGUGUAUCUGGCCCACUGAGCCCAUUGGCUCCUGAAGUAAGCAUUCCAAACCCCACUACAGGCCGGUCAGGCCAGCUCCUUCCAGCAUUAAUGAACAUGUCAGGGCCAUUGAUAGGUGUCCGAAGUUCAGCUGGAAAUCUGAGGAGCCGUCAUGUUUCCAGAGACAGUGGUGAUUACUACUUAGAUACCCCAAACUCAAAUGAUGAUAUUUUACAUCAAGGUGGCAGUGGUGUUCAUGGUAUCAAUGCCAAUGAGCUCCAAUCUGCAUUGCAGGGGCACCAGCACUUGCUUUCACGUGCUGAUAUAGCUUUGAUUCUCCUUGCUGAAAUCGCAUAUGAAAAUGAUGAGGACUUUCGCGAAAACUUACCACUAUUGUUCCAUGUCACCUGUGUUUCCAUGGAUAGUUCUGAAGACAUUGUGCUUGAGCAUUGCCAGGAUUUGCUUGUGAAUCUCCUCUAUUCACUCGCUGGACGCCAUCUUGAACUGUAUGAGGUUGAAAGCAGCGAACGGGAGAAUAAGCAGCAUGUCGUGAGUUUGAUAAAAUACAUUCAAUCUAAAAGAGGUAGCCUGAUGUGGGAGAAUGAGGAUCCUACCCUUGUUCGGACUGAACUACCUAGCGCUUCACUCUUAUCAGCACUUGUGCAAAGCAUGGUUAGUGCAAUUUUCUUCCAAGGUGAUCUUCGUGAAACCUGGGGUUCUGAAGCACUUAAGUGGGCUAUGGAGUGCACAUCUCGUCACUUGGCAUGUCGGUCACACCAGAUAUAUCGUGCUUUACGCCCCAGUGUUAAAAGCGAUAGCUGUGUAUUGCUUAUGAGGUGCAUCCACAGAUGCUUGGGUAACCCUGUUCCAGCUGUUCUGGGUUUUGCAAUGGAGAUAUUGUUGACUCUUCAAGUCAUGGUUGAGAACAUGGAACCUGAGAAGGUGAUACUUUACCCACAGCUCUUCUGGGGCUGUGUUGCACUGAUGCAUACCGAUUAUGUGCACAUAUAUUGCCAGGUGCUUGAAUUGUUCUGUAGGGUAAUCGAUCGCUUGACGUUCCGUGAUCGGACAACUGAAAAUGUGUUACUGUCCAGCAUGCCACGUGAUGAGUUUGACAUCAAUGGGUAUACAAGCGACCUCCACAGGCUGGAAUCGAGAACCACGUCAGAGAGAUUGCUAUCCGUGACAGAGACUGGGAAAGUUCCUGAUUUCGAAGGGGUGCAGCCAUUGGUGCUGAAAGGGCUUAUGUCUAGUGUUAGCCAUGGAUCUGCAAUUGAGGUGUUAUCUAGGAUUACCAUCCCAACAUGUGAUUCUAUAUUUGGGAGUCCUGAGACAAGGCUGUUGAUGCACAUCACAGGUCUUCUUCCAUGGCUUGGGUUGCAGCUCACCAAAGAUGCAUCUUCCCUCGGGUCAUCUUCACCUAUACAAGAGCAGAAUCAGAAAGCUUACUAUGUGGCAUCCAACAUUUCGGUGUGGUGCCGUGUCAAAUCUUUAGAUGAUUUAGCGGAAGUCUUCAGAGCAUACUCCUUUGGAGAAAUCAUCUCCCUAGAAGAUCUUUUUGCACGCGCUUCGCCGCCAAUAUGUUCCGAGUGGUUCCCUAAGCACUCAUCUCUGGCAUUUGGGCACCUGCUUAGGCUCCUUGAGAGAGGUCCUCUGGAUUAUCAGAGAGUGGUGCUUCUGAUGCUUAAAUCACUGUUGCAGCAAACCCCAGUGGAUCCAUCUCAGAUACCUCAAGUGUACAAUGUUGUGUCACAGCUCGUGGAGAGCGCACUAUGUGCAGAGGCAUUGAAUGUGUUGGAGGCGCUCCUACGGAGCUGCAGCGGUGUAACUGGUGGUCAAGGUGAUGAUAUUGGAUUUGGCGAGAAUGGUCACGGGAUGGGGGAGAAGGUUCACCAAAGCAUGCUUCUUCCUCAAUCAUCAUUCAAGGCUAGGAGUGGACCUCUUCAAUAUGCUGCUGCCGGUUCAGGGUUUGGGACUCUAAUGGGGCAAGGCGGUGGCAGCGCUGCAGAUACUGGAGUGGCCACCCGAGAUGUGGCGCUGCAGAAUACCCGGUUGCUGCUUGGGCGUGUCCUUGAUACAUGCGCUCUUGGGCGUAAGAGGGAUCAUAAGCGCCUUGUGCCGUUUGUGGCGAACAUCGGGUAGAAAAUGCAGUUGAGUGACCUAUGUAAAAUGUUUGGUGGCUAUAUGUGCUAACUGAAUGAAUGAAUGCAGCCAAUUUUGUACAGCUAGGAGCGUGAUCCAGAAAUCGCUGUGCACAGGUUGACAAGAUAGAAGAAGCAGCACUUCCCGCCACCGAAAGACUACCCUAACCAAACUCAAUUUUGACUGUUGUAAUAUCGGAAUGUGUUUAUUUAUCCUGCAACCUCACAGAGGUCGCAGGUUUGAAGUAUGGUUGUAGCUGUAGACUGCAAUUCAUUGGAUGCACAUACACAUACAUACAGCAUGAGCGAGUGGCACAAGCUCUUUUCUUUUCUUUUUUUCUUGGCUAGUGUGUAUAUUGGAAUUGCUUGGUGACAUCCCGAAGGGGAAGGGACUCCAGUGUAGUGUUUGAUUCAUUAUUAUUGUUACCUGUUGUGUUCAUUUAUGCACGGAGACGAUGUAAUCUGUUUGAUGUCGCUACCGUA